Messenger RNA from Ahaetulla prasina, 967 nucleotides. RefSeq names its product U1 small nuclear ribonucleoprotein 70 kDa-like. The record is from RefSeq and is a predicted model, not a curated record. The transcript has 5 exons. NCBI's taxonomy places the organism in Eukaryota, Metazoa, Chordata, Lepidosauria, Squamata, Colubridae. Bases 1 to 627 code for a protein of 208 amino acids.
AUGAAGAUCUUGUGGGACUUUGGAAUACAACGGAUCGUCACUUGGAACACGACACGCCAGAUGUCACAGUUGUCGAAAACCGAAACCGUGAGGAGGACGAGAAAGAAGGCCGAAAAAAGCGGCGGAAACCGGGCCGGCGGAGGUUGGCGGCGGCGAAGGCAGGCCUCCCGAGGGAAGCAACGGCCGCCCGAAGCCACAGAAGGGGAAGAAAAGCCGGCUACGGGUCGCCGGGGAAGGCGGGAGCGGAACCGGAAACGGAGGAGAGGAAGGGGCGGGGCCAGCGGGAGAGGCGGCGACAGCAGCGGCAGCGGCGGCGGCGGCGGCGGGAGCAGCGCGCGCGCCUGCCUGGAUCCUGGUCGCGAGGAGGAGGCGGCGGAGGAGGAUGUGGCGCGCGGAGGGGAAAUGGCCGCCGAAAACAAGCCGGAAGAUGAUCAUGGGAACAGCAACGGAAGUCAUGUAAAAAUCUUUUUACCGAAAAAGCUCCUUGAAUGUCUACCAAAAUGUUCCAGUUUACCAAAAGAGAGACACCGUUGGAACACAAAUGAGGUGCAGCUAAAAUCUGUAUAUUGGAUGUUUGUACAUGUCAGAAAUAGCUUUGGUGCAGCCUUACCUCAAGUAUCAAUUUGAUAAGAGCCCGAUUGUGCCCAAACUUCCAAAAACCAUGAGAUCUUGACGCAGCCGCCAUUUUGGAAUUCUUUUUAAUAAUGUGACCCUUCACCUUUGAUCCCCUGACCUGCAUUAUCUUGGUAACCAUUUCAUUUUUUAAUUUAAUUUUUCAUAUUUUUUUGUGGUUUUUUUUUUUGGUUUUUUUUUUUUUUUGGUUUGGUGUGUAAGCUUUGUAACAUUUCACCUUCUUAAAUUGUAACAUUCUUUGACUUCCCUAAAUAUAAAUAAUCUUGUUUUGCCUGUAAAUGUUGUAAAUGUGUUAGUCUCAUUUUCCUUUGAUUAAAAUUCAUUUCAAGUUUAA